AUGCCAAUACGUCGACGAGGUUAUGCUAAAUAUAUAUUGCUAAUUUUAACAAUAUGGCUUGGUGCUAUUGUUUUAUUUACUUUUCGUACUGAUUCGUUAUCUCAAUCAAAUAAUGAUAUGCAAAUAAAUGUAGUCGAUAGAACUGCACCACCAUCAUUAGUUGAUCGUAUCAUUGGUGUUCUACCAUUUAAAACAAAGGUUGAUAAUGAUCAUCCACCAGAAGAACGUCUUCGAGCAGUUGAACAAGCACGUAACAUGAGUGGUCAAGUACAAGUUGUUGCACCUGAUAUGAAUAAUGGUCAUAACGAUCCUAAAACUGGUGGACCAGGUGAAAUGGGUAAUCCAGUUCGUAUUGAUAAAGAUAAAUUAUCAAAAGAAGAAAGAAAAAAAUAUGACGAUGGAUGGCAAAAUAAUGCAUUUAAUCAAUAUGUUAGUGAUAUGAUUUCAUUGAGAAGAAACUUAGCAGAUAUACGUGAUCCUGAAUGUAAAAAAGUUGAUUUUCAUCCAAAUUUGCCAGACACAUCGGUUAUUAUUAUAUUUCAUAAUGAAGCACGUUCAGCAUUAUUACGUACAGUUUGGUCUGUUAUUGAUCGUUCACCACCUCAUCUACUAAAAGAAGUGAUACUUGUUGAUGAUUUUUCUGAUAAAGGUGCGUUAUCGGUAAUACAUUUGAAACAAGCACUUGAUGAUGAUAUUAAAUCAAUAAAAAAUGUUCGAUUAGUUCGUACAGAUAAACGUGAAGGUCUUAUACGUGCUCGUCUGAAAGGUGCUGUUGUUGCAAAAGGAAAAGUUUUGAUAUUUUUGGAUUCACAUUGUGAAUGUGCCGAAGGUUGGCUUGAACCACUCUUAGAUCCAAUUGCACGAAAUCCAAAAGUAGCUGUUGUUCCAUUAAUUGAAAUUAUUGAUGACUCGACAUUCCAGUUAAUUGGUACACCAAUACAAAAUAUACAAGUAGGCGGGUUUGAUUGGAAUCUUAUUUUUAAUUGGCAUGUUACACCUGAACGAGAAAUGAAAAGAAGACAAAAAAAGACCGAUCCAAUCAGGAGUCCAACAAUGGCUGGUGGUUUAUUUGCUAUUGAUCGAGAUUGGUUUGAUCAACUUGGUAUGUAUGAUCCAGGCAUGGAUAUUUGGGGUGGUGAAAAUCUUGAACUUUCUUUCAAGGUUUGGCAAUGCGGUGGUGAACUUUUGUGUGCACCAUGUUCACAUGUCGGUCAUAUUUUUCGAAAGCGUUCACCAUAUCAAUGGCCUAGUAAUGUUAAUGUUGUUAAAAAGAAUACGGUUCGGCUUGCUGAAGUUUGGCUUGAUGAUUAUAAAAAAUAUUAUUAUGAAAGAAUUUCGAAUAAUCUUGGUGAUUAUGGUGAUGUAUCUGAUCGAAUCAAAAUUCGUGAACGUCUUCAGUGUAAAUCAUUCAAAUGGUUUCUUGAGAAUGUCUAUCCUGAACAGUUUAUUCCAGGUGAAAGUUUAUAUUUUGGUGAGAUUCGAAGUCGUGCAAAAACAAGUGUGUGCAUUGAUUCACAAGAACUUGAAGAUGGUGAUAAAUCUAUUAUUGGUUAUCCAUGUCAUGGUCAAGGUGGAAAUCAAUAUUUUCUUAUGUCAAAAACAUUCGAGAUUCGUCGCGAAGAAAAAUGUCUAGAUUAUGCUGGUGGACAAGGUGAAUUAAAGAAACCAGGAAAAGUUGUCUCAUUUUCUUGCCAUUCAAUGCAAGGAAAUCAAAUGUGGAAAUAUGAAGAUGAUAUGUUGAGACAUGCAUCAGGUUUUUGUAUUGAAUUAUCACAAGGAAAUGAUAAAGAUGUAUUUAUGUCAAGUUGUGAAGCAACAAAUCAAUAUCAAAAAUGGUUUUGGAAGAAGCGUUUAAAUAAUUCAACAAACACAUAA
Adineta steineri is the source of this 1875-nucleotide messenger RNA. Lineage: Eukaryota; Metazoa; Rotifera; Eurotatoria; Adinetida; Adinetidae. The record is from the annotation of a GenBank genome assembly.